This is a messenger RNA of Hordeum vulgare subsp. vulgare (domesticated barley), 3280 nucleotides long. RefSeq names its product disease resistance protein RGA5-like. The record is from RefSeq and is a predicted model, not a curated record. The transcript is spliced from 4 exons. Bases 35 to 3280 code for a protein of 1081 amino acids. Gene Ontology annotation, molecular function: ADP binding. Gene Ontology annotation, biological process: defense response to other organism. NCBI's taxonomy places the organism in Eukaryota, Viridiplantae, Streptophyta, Magnoliopsida, Poales, Poaceae.
UCAACUUAGUAGGAUCCACUUCACCGGUGUCAUCAUGGAGUUUGCUACAGGGGCGAUGAGUGCCCUCCUCCCCAAGCUGGGCGAGCUGCUCCGAGAGGAGUUUCUCCUGAAGAAGAGUGUGAAGCAGGGGAUCAAGGACCUCAAGGCCGAGCUUGAAUGCAUGCAAACUGCCCUCGUCAAGGUGUCUGAUGUCCCGUUGGACCAGCUUGAUCCGCUGGUCAAGCUUUGGGCCAACGAGGUUAGAGAGCUAUCUUAUGUCAUCGAGGACAGCCUCGACUCUUUCAUGGUGCACUUCCAGGGGCGUGAGCCAGCCAAGCCCCACACCAUCUUUGUGGCCUUCAUCAACAAUAUGCGCAACAAGAUCACCGAUUUCAAGAUCCGCCACAAAAUAGCCAAUGACAUCCAAGACAUUGGGAGCCGCGUCAGGAAGGUGAAGGAGAGGUAUGAUCGGUACAAGCUCCAUGAUGUUGCUGCUAAUGUCGCCAGAACCAGAGUCGACCCUCGUCUAUCAGCAAUGUAUAACAAGGUGUCUGAUCUUGUUGGCAUUGACAAGCCAAUUGACGACAUAAUGAAGAGCUUGUCCGAGAACAGUCAUAUGCCCGAGAGAUCAAAGCUCAAGACCUUUUCCAUUGUUGGAUUUGGAGGGUUGGGCAAGACAACUCUUGUCAAAGCGGUAUAUGACAAGCUUAACAAGAAAUUCGACUGUGGUGUUUUCGUCCUAGUGGGUCAGAAUCCUGACAUGAAAAAAGUUCUUGGAGACAUCAUUCAUGAACUUGGCGUACAAAUGUGUACUAUUUCAUCAAUGAUGGAUGUACGACAGCUCAUCAACCACCUGCGAAAACUCCUUACUAAUAAGAGGUACUUGAUUGUUAUCGAUGAUAUAUGGGAUGUACAAUCAUGGGAAAUAAUUAAAUAUGCUUUUCCGGACAAUAAUCAUGGGAGUAGAGUAAUGACAACUACCCGUAUUUGUGAAGUUGCCAAAAAAGUUGGAGGUAUUUACAACAUGAAACCGCUCAGUGAUGAUAACUCCAAAAAAUUGUUCUCUUCCAGAAUAUUUGGUGAGGAAGGUACCAAUCUUGACAACCAAUCUGUUCAAGUGUGUAAUAAAAUUUUAAGAAAAUGUGGCGGUGUGCCAUUAUCCAUUAUUACAAUAGCUAGCUUGCUUGCUGGUAAAGAAAAGGAGGAUUGGUCUAAGGUGUAUGACUCUAUUGGUUUUGGGCUUGAAGAACAAGAAGUUGUUCAGAACACAAGAAAGAUAUUGUCUUUUAGCUAUUAUGAUCUUCCCUAUUACCUGAAGACUUGUUUGUUGUACCUAAGUGUCUUCCCUGAAGAUAACUGGAUCAACAAAAAUACAUUGAUAUGGCGGUGGGUUGCAGAAGGAUUUGUUAGCAAUAAACAUGGGAUAGGGUCAUUUGAGGAGGGAGAGAGCUAUUUGAACGAUCUCAUAAACAGGAGUAUGAUCAUGUGGAUAGAGCCAAGCCAUAGAGUCAAUGUAGGCCGCUGUCGUGUCCAUGACAUGGUGCUUGAUCUCAUCCGUAGCUUAUCGAGUAAAGAAAAUUUUGUCACAAUACAUGAUUUGGAGCAUCACAAGAAAUGUUUGACAAGCAACAAUGCUCGAAGAUUAGCUCUCCAUAAAAUAAUUAUCAGCAACACCCCCAGUAUUGAAGUGGAACAUAUACGGUCGUUUAAUGCUAGCAUGUGUCGUGGUAGUAGGAUGCCCUCACUUUUGAGGUUUAAAGUACUACGUGUACUUGUUCUAGAGGAAUGUGAUUUUCUGGAUGGAGGUUGUCACCUUGAGCAUGUCGGCAAGCUGGUUCACCUGAGGUACCUUGGUUUGUUUGGCACACCUAUCGAUGAGAUCCCAAGAGAAAUAGGAGAGCUUAUGUACUUACAGUCGCUAGAUGUGCGGGAAAGUGGUAUAGAAGAGUUGUCCCCGUCUAUCGGUGAGUUAACGAAGUUGAUGUGCCUGCGUGCUUCUAAGGGUACAAGAAUGAUGGCAGAUGUACGGAAGCUAACAGCUCUACAAGAGCUGCGGCUAUUCUCGGUGGAUAAGAUUCCAAACUUCUUCAAAGAUUUGGGGAAGCUAACAGAGUUGAGGGUGCUCGAGAUCCAUUUUGACAAAAUGGAUGAGAGAUCUCACAGGGCUCUUGUGAAGUCUUUAUGCAGCCUCCGCAGGAUCAAAACUCUGGAGAUAUAUUGUGACUCAGUGGAUAUACAGGGUGGCGACUGGGAGGAUUGGAUGCCAGCACCUUAUGAGCUUCGUGAGCUGACACUAUCUGGCAUGGUUUUACCAAGACGGCUGCCUUGGAUGGCUUCCUCGUGUGUUCCCCACCUAUCAUACCUGUUUUUCACAGCUCAGGUGGUGGAACAACAGGAUCUCCAGAUCCUUGGGAGUAUGCCAUCGCUUCGCUGCCUUAACAUCUCAAGUGUUGACAACUGCGCUCCUUACACUAUUCUAGAAAGCGAUGAGUUCCAAAACUUGAGAUAUUUGAGAACCAACAUAGAGAUCAAGUGUGGGGUAGGAGCGUUGCCUAUGCUUCAUAAAUUGGUAUGUGGUACCAGCAUUGGAAUUGAAGAUGUUGGCUUGGCAUCGCGGAGCAUGCCUUUGCUUGAGAAAGUCACCUAUUUGCUAAAUUGUAAGAAUUAUCAUGGUGAUGAGGUGAAGGAAACGGAGGCAAAACUGAGGCAUGCCGCCAGGAUCCACCCCAACAGUCCCGCCCUUGAAAUACGAAGGCACAAAUACAAGAACAACCAGCAAGAGCUACCGAGGUUAAUUAUUCAAUCACUCAAGCGUGUACUACGUGAUGGUGGAGAGGUUUCGACCACCGACGAAGAGGUCGGUCUCAGGGUCAAUACUGAGAACAUCUUGGAGGAGGCAAGAAACAUGCAGUGGGCAAAAGUGGAGAAGGUGUACCAGAACCAGAAGGUCCCGGAUAGAGAACAACGAACUCACAUCUGGCAUAUAAUUAGUGAGACAUUAUAUACUGAUUUAUUAGCGGAUUGGCCGGUCUUCUCUUGCAAUCCUGUCACUGGCGGGACGCUAAAGAUCCCGGCUCCGCCCAACAUCCACUACCCCAUCAAGUACGCCCUGGGGUUCAUUCCAUCCUCCCACCUAUACAAGAUCUUCUCCCUCUCUUACCAGUGGGGCGUAGAGUGGCCACAAAGCUACUUGGGCGUAAGGGGUGGUAACAGGUCGCGACCGCAUCUGCAUGCGUUCCUGAACCACGUUGUGUCAGACUUCUUUAGGCCGUUGACAGUGCUCAACAUUGACAAGAUAUAG